Molecule: messenger RNA, 4043 nt
Organism: Syngnathus acus (greater pipefish)
Lineage: Eukaryota; Metazoa; Chordata; Actinopteri; Syngnathiformes; Syngnathidae
Gene: arhgef6
Product: Rac/Cdc42 guanine nucleotide exchange factor (GEF) 6
Exons: 22
Coding region: 158-2497 (779 amino acids)
Molecular function (GO): guanyl-nucleotide exchange factor activity; protein binding
Source: RefSeq, a predicted model, not a curated record
CAUGUAGUAACACAGCCGGCCCCCACCCCCACCUCUCUGACGCCUCUUGCCGAACUUCAAGCAGAAGUGCGGGGUUACGAGGUGCACCACACGCCAAUAAGGAACCAGACCACCGGAGGUGGAGGACGAUCCAAGAUAAUGCACGUCUGACGGCGCCAUGAACCCCGAGGAGCAGACCGUAACGUGGUUGAUAUCGCUGGGAGUGCUCGACUCCCCCAAGAAGAACAUUGCUGACCCGGAGGAAUUCUUGAAAGCCUCGCUGAAGGAUGGCCUCGUACUUUGCAAGCUGGUCGAGAGGCUUGUACCCGGUUUCACUGCCAAGUACUGCCCGGACCCGAGAACAGAAGCCGACUGCAUAGGCAACAUUCGAGAGUUUCUCAGAGGAUGCUCAUCGUUGAAAGUGGAGGGCUUUGAGCCUGAGUGCCUUUACAGUGGGGAGAAUUUCGGCAAGGUCCUGACCACAUUGCUGGCCGUCAACUUUGCCACGCAAGACAGUGCUGCAGAGAGGUCAUGUCCGCAGCCGGGCACCCAAUCACUUAGUCCGACGGCUUCCUCGCACACAAUCUCCUCUGCCAAGUCCAAAGGCUCUCUGCGGCGACAAUCCAAAUCUGCGGAGAUGUCAGAAAAUGGCAGCGGCAGCAACGGGCAGCUGAUAGUGAAGGCCCGCUUCAACUUCAAGCAGAAUAACGAAGACGAGCUGUCGUUCGGCAAAGGCGACGUCAUCGUCGUGACGCGGCAGGAGGAAGGCGGCUGGUGGGAAGGCAGCCUCAACGGAAAGACGGGAUGGUUCCCAAGCAACUACGUGCGCGAGGUCAAGGCCUGUGAAAAACCCGUGUCUCCUAAAGGAGCUCAGCUGACCAAAAGCUACUACAGUGUGGUAGUGCAGGACAUCUUGGAGCACGAGCGAGAGUUUGUCAAAGAGCUGCAAACGCUGCUGAGUUGUUACCUGCGACCGUUACAAGGCAGCGACAAGCUGAGUAGUGCAGACAGCACCACCCUGUGUGGAAACCUGGAGGAGAUCCUCACCUUCCAGCAGGGCCUGGUCGUCUCUUUGGAGGAAUGUAUAAAAGUUCCAGAAGGCCAACAGCGGCUGGCUGGAUGCUUCUUGAAUGUGAUGUGUCAGAUCAAGUCUCUUUACCUGGCCUACUGCUCCAGCCACCCUUCAGCCGUCUGCAUCCUCACAGAUCACAGCGAGGACCUUGACAAGUUUAUGGAGAGCCAAGGCGCCAGCGCUCCGGGCAUUCUGACGCUGACCACCAGCCUCAGCAAGCCCUUCAUGAGACUGGACAAGUACCCAACCCUGCUGCAGGAGCUUGAGAGACACGUGGAGGAAGCCCACCCAGACUUCUCUGACAUUGUAAAGGCCACAGCGGCGUUCAAGUGUUUAGUGACGCAGUGCCAGGACCUGCGAAAGCGCAAGAACCUAGAACUGCAAAUCUUGUCGGAACAGGUGCGCGGCUGGGAUGGAGACAGCAUGAAGAGUCUGGGUCACGUGCUCUACACGUCCCAAGUCCACAUGAGGACUGGCUCCAGUGAGGACAAAGAUGAGCGCUACAUGAUGCUUUUCCCCAACGUGCUAGUGAUGCUCUCCACCAGCUCUCGCAUGAGUGGCUUCAUUUAUCAGGGACGACUGCCACUGCCGGGCACCACUGUAACGAGACACAUGGAGGAUGCAGACAAUGCACACUUUGCCUUUGACAUCACAGGAAGCAUGAUGGAGCGUGUGACGGUGUUUUGUAGUAGUGCCCAGGAGCUGCAAGAGUGGCUGGAGCACCUGCAGCCGUUUAGUAAAGGAGGCAGCCCUGCAGGCACCAUCCUGAAGACGGUGGAGGGCAAGCCACUCAGCAUGGUGGGUGCCCCCACUCACUUGUCCCACCUUGGCAGCUUCAGCGCCGUCAGCCGCGGGCCCCUGGAACCACCAAAGAUGAGCAAGCCCUGGUCACUCAGCUGCCUGCGUCCGGCACCUCCCCUCAAGCCCUCGGCCGCGUUGGGUUACAAAGAGAGGAUGUCUUAUAUCAUGAAGGACUCCAGCAAGAGUCCACGGCCCAUGAAGAAGUUCCUGCCUGGAAACAGAAAGAAGGAAAGGAAGCCUUCGGAUGACGAGGUUCACAUGAGAAGAAGCACGGUGGCUCUGGAGGAGGACGCUCAGAUCCUGAGGGUGAUCGAGGCCUACUGCACAGGGGCCAGCCUGCACUCCACCAGCACACCUGUGCGUAAGGACUGCGUGCCUCAGGUGCUCCUUCCCGAGGAAGAGAAGAUCAUUGUGGAGGAGAUGAAAAGCAACGGGCAGACGGUCAUUGAGGAAAAGAGUCUGGUUGAUGCAAUGUAUGCUUUAAAGGAUGAGGUCCAUGAACUGAAAAAGGAGAACAAAUGGAUAAAGCAGUUUCUGGAGGAGGAGCAGAAGUCUCGCAAAGAGCUGGAGAGGGUGGUGAGGAAGCUGGCCAAGCAGAAGAACGACUGCACGUGGGACGACGGAGGCGGCGGGGGCGCCCACUGAACACAGAACAAGCUAUGUGUGUGUAUGUAUGUGUGUGUGUGGUUGUCUUUUAUGCGUGCGUGUCAAAGAAUGUCUUCGAAGAGUUGCCCACAAAGCCACAGAAUUUCAGAAUACAUACAUAUAGCUGUUAACAGUUAAUGUUUUCCAAUCUUUCUUGAGCCAAGGCACAUAUAUCGGAAAUCUCACGGUACGUCAUUAAACAAAAAUGCCCCCCCCCCCCCCCCCCCAUCUAAAUGAAAUCUUCAAUUCCUUCAACACCAAGAUGGUGGCAGAGCACUGCAUAUGUCUUAAUGAAACUCAUCUCCCUUAAAAAAUGUCCCCCACCCACAAACAAAAACAAAACGUGAUUUUUGUAAAGGAUGCAUUGCAUGUCUGCAACCACACACGCACGCACUCGCAUUUUCACGCUCAUGGCCUGUUUCACCGGACGCUACUGUGAACUUUUUUCAACCAGAAAGUGGAACAAAAAAAAAAAAACAAGGUCACGGCAGCCUCCGCUUAUUUUUUUUUUUUUUAAUGCUCAAGUCUGAACAGGAAGCUAUCGGGUCCACCGUUGAGUGCUUGUUACCAUUUCAACUGUUUCUCCCCCUUUGCCAUCAUUUGUUUGUUGUGCAGCCAGGAUGUUGAUAUAUUAAGCUCUGUACUGUACAUAUAGAGUUUUAAGUCAUAUCAAAGUUCUCCCACCCCCAUCAAUGUUACAUGUGACUCAUAAAAAAGCUGAAUGUUUGAUUUCAAACAUUCACGCAGCUUUUUAUUACAGGUCAUCUGUAGCAUUGUAAAUAUAUUCAAAUAUUAAAUAAGAUAAUCACAUUUAUUGAUUAAUGCUUAACAAGCUGAUGUGCAUGAAAAAAAUGCUCAUUUCUAAAAUAUAUUUUCAUUCAUGCAUUCAUUGUUGUUUGGGUUUUUUAAUAUUUUAUUUAUUUAUUUGUGGCGUCACUCUGAAAUAUUUUCAAAGCACAAAUUAAAUUUAAUGGCUGAAAGUGUUGUUUUGAAUCCAAAUUGUAAGUCUUCCUUGUUGAUUUGUUAGCCCAACCCUAAAAGUGCCUCCAGAUGAGGUUAUUUUUUGAACUAAAAUCAUAUUGCUUUUCUGGGUUUUUUUUAAAAAAAAUUUCAGAUGUCAUAAUAUGACAAUGAGAAUACAAUGAAUAUAUAUAUACAUAUAUGAGAAUAGAAGAAAGCAAUAAUGUAGGGUGAAUUGCAACUUUAACAUGGCUAACAAAAAAAAAGGUGUACAGUUUUGCUGUGCGGGUUCCAAUUUUCAUCUUGUAAUAAUCAUUGUCCUAUGGUACAAGGCAGUGUGCGUCUUGCUCAAGAGCACUGCGGCAAUGUAAAUGCAACAGACAGGCACUCUACUUCCUGUAUACUGUUUUGAAUAGCUUAAAACGUCUGCAGCCUCACUCAGCACUUCACUGCGGCGGGAAUUUUCAUCUCACGUCAAGUCUGCUUUUAAAGGUUCUAUGCAAUUAUUAUAAUUAUUGUAUUGUUGCAUUUUUUCUAAGCACUCUGUAUUUUAUGUUGUCAUUAAAAAUUUCAUAUUCCAAGCGUA